AUUAAACUCCAAUCAAUGCACUAUCAAACUUCUUUCCUUUUAUUUGCGCGGGAAUUUGAUUAAAUUUAGCCUCGGCCAAGAAGAAGAAUGUAGACAAUACGAUUCAGCAUGUGCUUGAUCGUCAAUCUUCCACUACUGUUUUCAUUUUGAAAGAAUGACAAUGACAGUGUACAGAGCUUUAUCUCUAGUCAAGCCUUCUUAUCUUCUUCGAAUAGAGUCCAAGCCUCAGGCUUAGCAAGAUGGUGAUUGCCGUCUCUUCUUGAUUUGUCCCUCCCGCGCUCCGUUUGCUUCACGCUUGUACAAGAAGAUUAUUCCACAAGGUCGCACGGGCCAAUCUGGCUUUUGAAUCAAUGUCAAAUUGGUCAUCCUUAACCUUUGUUCCUACCACGAUCAUUUAUACUGGACAAAAGCAUAACAAUGAGUGCACAAGCAUCUAGUAGCAAGAUGGUCAAUGAUGCCACGAUCGCACGAAAGACGUUUGAAUUGAAUAAUGAAAUGAUCGAAUUGGAUCCACGUACAGAUUCUGUUUUCAAUUAUGAUGAACAACAACAAGCAAAAAUACGAAAUGAUGCUCCUUGGAAAGCUGACCCCAAUUUCUUCCAACGUGUUCGAAUCUCAUCUGCAGCAUUGAUCAAGAUGAUGAUUCAUACGCGUGCAGGAGGUAUAUACGAAGUGAUGGGAACGAUGACCGGAAAGGUUGACGUUGAGUCUCGUACGAUCUACAUCAUGGACGCAUUCGCACUUCCAGUACAAGGCACAGAAACACGAGUAAAUGCAGGUGAUGAAGCGUACGAAUUUAUGGUAGAAUGGCAAGAAAGUAGUAAGAAAGUUGGUCGAUUGGAAAAUGCGAUCGGUUGGUAUCAUUCACAUCCGGGUUAUGGAUGUUGGUUAAGUGGAAUUGAUGUGAAUACACAAAUGACAAAUCAACAAUUCCAAGAUCCAUUUGUGGCCGUUGUGAUCGAUCCUAAUCGUACAAUCUCCGCUGGAAGGGUGGACAUUGGCGCUUUUAGAACGUACCCUGAAGGCUAUACGCCACCGAACGCUGCCGCUUCCGAAUAUCAGUCCAUCCCACUGAAUAAGAUUGAAGAUUUUGGAGUGCAUGCAGAUCGAUAUUAUCCACUCAAAGUGGAGCAUUUCAAAUCUUCGUUGGAUAAUCAAUUGUUGGAUCUUUUGUGGAACAAAUACUGGGUAUCUACGUUGGCACAAUCUCCCGUGAUUGUGAAUCGUGAUUACGCUGUUGGACAAUUAGAAGAUUUAGCGGAAAAGUUGUUGCGAACAAAAGCACAAGUGGCAAGAAAAGGCGGCAUGAAUAUCAACUCUUUAGGGUACAAUGCAGGCGGAAGUGGUGGCAAUGCUGAAAAGAAUAAUGCCAACGGAACAGGCACAGGAACAGGAUCGACAGGAGAAGAAGAAAGUGCAAACAAUGAAUCCAGCAAACGUGAUCGAAUUGCAAAGAUUGUUUCAGAAAUGAAGAAAGCUGAAGAGAAUACAGCUUUGGCCAAAGCUGCCAACGACGGUAAAAAGAUUUCUUUGGAGGCGCAUAAUGGAUUGAUCAUUCAAGUUUUGAAAGAUUCUCUAUUUAAUCGAUCUUCAACCGGUGCAAUCAUUCCUCCCCCUUCUCAGUCUUAAUCAUAAGUUGCUCUUCGCAUUCAUCUUUCAAUUUUGUAUACUAUCAAUCUUAAUACAUUCAUUCACUUCCAU
Messenger RNA from Meira miltonrushii, 1701 nucleotides. Its product is annotated as putative COP9 signalosome subunit 5 CSN5. The transcript has 2 exons. Gene Ontology annotation, molecular function: protein binding; metallopeptidase activity; deNEDDylase activity. Gene Ontology annotation, cellular component: cytoplasm; COP9 signalosome. The record is from RefSeq and is a predicted model, not a curated record. The coding region runs from base 418 to 1629 and encodes 403 amino acids. NCBI's taxonomy places the organism in Eukaryota, Fungi, Basidiomycota, Exobasidiomycetes, Exobasidiales, Brachybasidiaceae. Gene Ontology annotation, biological process: protein deneddylation.